CAGUCGGAGGAUCCAGCUGUCACUCAGCAGAGACCCCCGCUCAGCCAGUGUCAGGUUGUGUGUCUGUGUGUGUUUGUGGCACAUCGCGGAAUCCCCGCUCCCGAUAAAUACGAGCCCAAAGACCCCCCGCCGGAUGCAUGUGGACCUCCGGUGAUCAACAGAUCUGCAACUCCGCUGUCCGCUCCCCCCGCGAGCAAGACCGAGAUGCGGGACCCGACGGACGGAACCGGAGCGAACUGGCACGUGUGACACAUUCCGACCAGAUUCUCAGGCCCGUCUCACGAGACAUGGAGCAGCCGGCUCUUUGGUUCUAAUCCUCGAACUGUUCCUGGCAGCGGAGCAGCCUCAGUUUGUGCCAAAAUGACCAGACCUUUGUCUCGCGUCGCUGUAACGGAACGGGCCCGCUGGAAUUUUGGCACGGGUUUUACGCAGCAGACCACAUAGUGGAAUCGAGGCUCCUCCACCGAAGACAGGCUCGUGCUGCUGGCAUGGACAAAGAGAGCUCACGCAUCUCGUAGUGAUGCUCUGAGAUACGAACCAGGCAAAAGAAGAAGAAGAAAACGCACCAGUGAAACACGCCGCUGGUUCCUCCCGAACAAGUGGAGCUGAUCAUCAACGGCGGGAUUCAAGUUUGGACCUCACCGAGACCACAGCGACCCUUCCCUCCCAAAACACCAGGAUCUCCUUACAUCUUAAAGCAUCUUCACAGACUCGCACAGAGCGAGUCUGUGAACAGGUGAGAGAGGGACACUGUCUGCCCCACUGUCCAGCGACACCAUGAGCUGGAGCUUCCUCACGCGGCUGCUGGAGGAGAUCCACAACCACUCCACCUUCGUGGGGAAGCUGUGGCUCACCGUGCUCAUCGUCUUCCGCAUCGUUCUCACCGCCGUUGGGGGAGAAUCCAUCUACUACGAUGAGCAGAGCAAGUUUGUCUGCAACUCGGGCCAGCCGGGCUGCGAGAACGUCUGCUACGACGGCUUUGCCCCUCUGUCUCACGUACGAUUCUGGGUCUUCCAGAUCAUCUUGGUGGCGAUGCCCUCUCUCAUGUACAUGGGCUACGCCAUCAACAAGAUUGCUCGAUUAGAUGAAGCGAAGGGAGGAGGGGGAUCUGCUGCCGUCAGAACAGGAGGAGGGGGCUACACUCACAGGAAGCCCAGGAAAAUCUGCUUUGGAGCACGGCAGCACCGGGGUAUCGAGGAGGCCGAGGAGGACCAGGAGGAUGAUCCCAUGAUCUAUGAGGUGCCAGAGAUCGAGCCCCCUAAAAGGCCUCGGGAUCCAUUGCAACCCGCACCCAGACCUAAAAUCCGGCACGAUGGACGCAAACGCAUUCGAGACGAGGGUUUGAUGAGGGUCUAUGUUCUGCAGCUGGUGACCCGCACGGUGCUAGAGGCGGGCUUCCUUGCAGGCCAGUACUUGCUGUACGGAUUCCGUGUGAUGCCGGUGUUUGUGUGCUCGAGGGAACCUUGUCCUCACAGCGUUGACUGCUUUGUGUCGCGGCCUACAGAGAAGACCAUUUUCCUGCGUAUCAUGUAUGGCGUCACCGUCCUCUGCCUCACGCUCAAUGUUUGGGAGAUGCUCCAUUUGGGGAUUGGCUCCAUCUGUGACAUUCUUCGUCGUCGGCGCUGCCCACCUCCGGAGGACGAGUACCAGUUGGGUUUACUGGGCACCAACGGAGGUGUGGAGGGCUCUGUCGGGGUGGCAGGGCCCGAGGCAAGUUCUGAGGGAGGGGUGGGUGGAGAUGGGGCGGCUGAUUACGUGGGUUACCCCUUCUCGUGGAACACUCCAUCUGCUCCGCCUGGCUAUAACAUUGUGGUCAAACCUGAGCAGAUGCCCUACACAGACCUCAGCAACGCCAAAAUGGCGUGCAAGCAGAACCGGGCAAACAUUGCCCAAGAGGAGCAGCAGCAGUUUGGCAGCAAUGAGGAUAAUUUCCCCACUGGAGGGGAGGCCCGUGUGGCCCUGAACAAAGACAUGAUCCAGCAAGCUCACGAGCAACUGGAGGCGGCCAUCCAGGCGUACAGUCAGCAGCACCGAGCGGAGGAGCAGCUCGGGGACAACAAGGACGACAAGCCACAAAGCAACAUCAUCAAGGCCCAUCCUCAGCCACAGCCGCAGCCUCAGAAAGAGCGCAAGCAUAAAUUCAAACACAGCAAAGGUGGCAGCAGCGGAGGAGGCAGCAGCAGCAACAGCAGCAGCAGUAAAUCAGGAGAGGGAAAACCCUCCGUAUGGAUUUAACUCCAGAGUGACAUGUAUUAAACCGUGUGUAUAUAUAAUGAUAGAUGUUGGAUGAUGAGCUGUUGCAAUCUGUCUUGGAUAUUUAAACACCGCCAUGCCUUAAAGAAUCCUGCAAGCUGGAGAAGAUGUUUGUUUGUGCACUAAGGUGUGUAAAAAAAAAAAGAAGUGGUGUUGCAGCUGACAACUUGACAUGUCUGGGCGCUCACUGUGUAACUUGAAACAUCACACCAACACAAACUGUGUGAGGCUACAGUCUGUCGUUUACAUGUCUCAUUCUCCUUGAGUCCUAAAGCAGAUUUUUGACCUCUGUUGUCUCACGUUCAUCCUCUCCUAGGGAUUUGAGCUCCAAAAAAUUACGGUAAGAUUCUGAGGUCCCUUGCAAAUCAGAUUGAUCCCAGAUUCGGCUAAGCUCAUUUUCUUGCCGCUCUUCUGCAAAGACACUGAAUCCAUUAACACAUUGGCAUCCUAAUUCUUAGGAUGUGAAAAUGCAAUGACGUCAAUCAAGUGAAGCAUAAUUCAGUGUCAGAGCCGAAAGCGGCAACUUCCUAAUGCAGCGAGAACAUCACCUUCCUGAAGGCAGUGUCCUGUCCCGUCCGUCACGUUCUGUGUUCUGCUAUUGCUCCAGCGUCAAUCACAGUGUUUCGUUGCUGUGACUUUGUAUUUGACAGCAUGUUUCUAAAUGUCUCCCGAGUGUUUGGGUGUGUAAAUGUCUCCAGCUGCUGCUCAGGAACCUCUGAGUAAAGCAGGUGGCUCUUUAGCCAGUCUACAGAUGAACGUUUUAUAAAAAAAACAAAAAACAUUCUUUUCAACAAGGUGCAUAAGAAAUCCUGUUUUUAAUACCUUACUCUUGACGUUCUCAGUUUCCCUUUGAGCCUCUUCAGUGGCUAUUGAACAAGGCAGCUCUGCCUUGUAGUUGACUGCCCCCUGGUGGCUUCCUCUACAGGGUUUCCUAUAUUGCAGAGUAGAUAACCAGUCGCCAACGCUACCCAUCCAGCAACACUUUUACCAGCUGUAGCGUUUCCUUUUCUAUUGAGAAAGCCUUGUGUUGAUGAAGUCUUCCCAGCACCAUGGGUUCAGUGUUAGAUGCACAAGGCUGCAAUAUCACCACCUUGCAAUGGAAAAGGUACAAAGCCAUUUCUAUAGUAUAGUGAGACCAAACACUGUUUGUGUGAUGCAAGUGUCAGUGCCAAGAUUUUAGGCUGCUAUGAAGCCUGGUUGUUUGUAGCUUUGGAAUACUGUGGCCAUGCUACUCCAAUUGUGGAAAUAUGCCUACGUGAGACCAACCCUUUUGUAAAAGCCACUCAUUUUUUUGUAUUGCUGUGUGUGUAUCGCUUUUUGGAAUGGGAUUUAAAAAACAAAACUCCAAACUGGAGUUGGUUCUUAUUAUUUUGUAUGAAAACACUUCUUUUUCAAGGCUUUUUGUAAAUACAGGCAAAUACAAACAUUUUUUUUAUGAAUUAGUUGUAUGAAUAUUUAUGGUUGUUGUGUUUUAAAUUGCCUUCCAAUUGUAAAAAAUGUGAAAUAUGACAUAGUAUAUUUUUAUAAUAUGUCGGCUACAGUGACUUAAUGAUGUUGAAGAGAAAAAAAGGCCAGAAUCUUUCUUGUAUGUUGACGUAUCAGUAUUUAAUGUAUUUGGCAACCCUUCUGACUGUGUAUGUAAUAAACAGUGCUUCUUCUUUUCCAAUACUGUUCUGAGAUCUGCUGAACAACAGUGUGUGGAGACAAAGUGGCUGAUGGGAAAGGACAUGAAAAGGGCCAAGUAAUUGACACAGUCCCCAGCUUUGUCUCACGGAUGCUUUCCAAACAAGAUCUGAAAAGACGACACACAGUGUCACAUGUUUAUAUAUUAAAUCUUAUCCGGAAAAAAAAAGAUCAGUAUCUUUCUCUCAAGAGUGAACAAACCGCCAUUGUGAGGCUUUACACAGAGAUGUGGCUUCCUUCACAUAAGCAUGGGGUUUGAUUCUGAAAGUCAGUCUGGUGUUCACCACCAGGCACCACAUGUCUGCUGCACAAGCCCAGCCGGCAGCAGACAUAAAUCACCAGCAACCCUUCAGUCAGCAAAUCCCCACAGCAGUGAUUGACACUGGCUCCUCAGACGUCUGCUCGGAUCCCAAUAAGCCACUGGUGAUUUGCUGAUAGUUUCCCAGUCAGAGUCACACUCGUCCCUUGGAGGCCAGUCAGCCAUUAUUAACUCUUUCCCCAGGGAAUAAAGUUUUCCCAACUAAACUUUUGGAAGCCAAUCGUGAAGAUAUGAUGAGUGAUUGGUGAACAAGCGGCAUUUGAUUUGCAGCUGGAGCCACAGGAGGGCGACAUCUUUCAACACUUCAGACAGUCAGGAAGGGGAGUUUUGAGGAGCGGCCAUGUGGGAACUCAAAGACUCCAUCUGUUAAAAGUGUGCGUCUUCACUGUCAGUUUGGGCCUUACAUCUCCACAACUGUUGUACAUGAUGGGAAAGUCAGGGAUUCUGGCAGCUAUCCAGGUCUAAAGAAUUACCCUGUGGCACGAUGAUGUGUUUGUGUCUUUUCUCCAUUCAGAUCAAAAAAGACAGAGAGUUCACUGAACAGAUAUGGCUUUUAUUUAUACUUUUUACAAGGGUUUAUUCUCCUCUGCAUAUUGUUGCUGUCAUGUGACGUCCAACGUGUCACCAAAAUGUCACCGGGGCUUUUUAGAGAAACACAUGGACAACAAAUGCCUUGUCUGGCUUGAUACUGGUGGUUUGAUAGUCUUACAUUAAGUGUAAAUUCUGACCUUUGGGACAAUGCUUAAUGAUAAAUAAGGAUUUGGGCCUAUUAGGAAGGGAUUUUUUCUUAACACAUAUUAAGCUUCUAAUCCUUCAGGUUUACCAGUAAUUUACCCCUACAGGCACAUUCCUUGUAUUUGUGUUUACUCCUUUUAUUCUGUAAGGAUUUCCAGUCAACAACAGUACUGUAUAAUUAACUAGAACAGCACUCAGAACAGCAUAUAUGUCUGCUAAGGCAUAACAAUAACCUAACAGUCAAUCAAGCUGCACCAAAUUUCACUGAUAUAACAAUUUCCUAAAUGUGUUUUCCUUAAGUUCCAUGAAUUAUUGCCGUGGAAAUAUAUGAAAGUGAUGACAAAUGCCUGCAAUGUAAAGGAAAGGGGAAACAAAUCUUGGAUCUUCCCCAAAAUGUAACGGUUUAUUCCCUGAUCCAUCAAACAUCCUCCAAUGAAACAAAUGCACAGGGGUGAAAACCAAACCUCCGUGGCAGUGCGAACACUGGGCAGUAAUUUGAAAUAUUCUUUUGCAGAAGAUAUUAAAAAAGAUAUUGUAAGACAAAAGUCACCGACAUUUGAGAUGUGUUUCACUCGACAGACCCAGUAUGCAUUUGAGCGCCGACACCUUUGGGGACAUGUAUUCUUCAUAAGUACAGGUGUGAUGCCGCUGUUCACAGGUACAACAGUGUUGGAACACUAACAGCGGGAGAGACAAUUAUUCCCUUGUGGUUUAACGUAUUUGAACUCAGUCAGAGAAUUGAAAACUGGUCGUAUCACAGAUGAAAUGGGUCUAUUCAUCAGGGAUACCACUACGUCCACCCUCAGCGUCCGUGUGUCUCUGUAAAACAACGUCUGUGUUCAGAAAAGAGACUGUGCUCUUUCCCUUCAUGUUUCUUAUAUAGGUACCCAUGUGGGAUGUGUCAAUAAAACCAGUGUUAUUACCAGUACAAACUCCGAUUCAUACAUGCAUCUGUGUGUGUUUUGUGUGUAUUUUCUAAACCUUUUUGUAAAAAAGUUGACUUCCUCGAGUGGCAAAGACUUUUUUUUUUAUUCAUUUGAUUUGCAUGUGAAAAGACCUAUUUUCCUAGACAAAAAUGAAAUAAAUCAGAAAUACAUAUUGAA
This is a messenger RNA of Pleuronectes platessa (European plaice), 6093 nucleotides long. RefSeq names its product gap junction protein gamma 1 (gene gjc1). Gene Ontology annotation, biological process: cell communication. The transcript has 2 exons. Bases 778 to 2235 code for a protein of 485 amino acids. Gene Ontology annotation, cellular component: connexin complex. Lineage: Eukaryota; Metazoa; Chordata; Actinopteri; Pleuronectiformes; Pleuronectidae. The record is from RefSeq and is a predicted model, not a curated record.